Molecule: messenger RNA, 2527 nt
Organism: Microtus ochrogaster (prairie vole)
Lineage: Eukaryota; Metazoa; Chordata; Mammalia; Rodentia; Cricetidae
Gene: Mettl4
Product: methyltransferase 4, N6-adenosine
Biological process (GO): methylation
Cellular component (GO): cytosol; nucleus
Molecular function (GO): RNA methyltransferase activity; site-specific DNA-methyltransferase (adenine-specific) activity; nucleic acid binding
Source: RefSeq, a predicted model, not a curated record
GGAUCCCUGGCUUUUAGUAGCCGGUGUCUUCGUUCGGAGAGGAGUCUGGCCCUAUCCUCAAAACUGGCACCUAGGACGAAAGCUUCGUCGGCACGGAGCGGCCCAAUCUCUCCUGAAGUCUCAUUCCGUACAGCAACAUGGCUGCGUCCAUGGACUAGGGAAGCGAGGGUUUUCUUUGACUCUGUAAGGAUGUCUGUCAGGACCUGGUUUAGAUGAGUGCUGUUUCCAAUGCGAGAGUCUGGGAGGUAGCGUGUCCCUUUCUGACUGUAGAAGAUGCUGUUGAAUGUGGCGGAGCUCUACUGAUCCUUUGGUAGAUCAGGAAGAGUUGGAAGGAUAAGUAGCGGCAGGGUGCACCAAGUGCUGUGGAUUCUCCUCUCCCAGAGAGGAACUACAAGCAGGCAUUUCCAGUUCCCAGACAGGGGUGGGAAGGCCUAGGGCGAAUGCUCAGAUUUCUGAAUCUCGGAGCUGUUGUGCCUCUAGCUAGAAUUGCAGUUUUGUCCCUAGCAGCCCUUUUGACUUUCAAUCUUUCCUAGCCAUCACUGUGUCUCCUCAGCUCAAGUCACGGUGGACUGGGAAACCAAAAUCACAGGCAUCACCUGAAUCCUCUCACGAGUGUGAGCAGAUGUGUUACCAGCUGUUAUGUUUCAGACACUAUCAGCAGCAGUUCAUGCGGAUUAUCUCAUUUAGUUCUCCAAACUAAUGACAGUAGGACAUAAAAAAGACUUUGGUUGGGCAUUAUAGCGAACGCCUUUAAUUCCCGCACUCGGGAGGCAGAGGCGGGGGAAUCUCUGAUUUCCAGGCCAGCCUGGUUUAUAUAGCGAGUUCCGGGACAGCCAGAGCAACAUAGUAGGACACUAUCUCAAAAGAACCCAGCCAAAGACAAAGAUAACUUUUGAAGCUCAGUGAAAUCAAGUAACUUAACCUGGAGUGGUUCAAGACGGAGGCAGAGACGGGCAGAUCCCUGUGCGUCUCUUGAAAAUAAGGCCAGCCUGUUCUACAUGCCAUCACUGGCUAUCAAAUCCAGCAGCCCCACACUGAACUUCGUUCCCAGACCUAGUUCUGGGUUUUUUUAGGAGAAUGUCUGUGGUGCACCAUUUGCCACCUGGGUGGCUACUGGAUCAUCUUUCUUUCAUUAACAAGGUCAACUAUCAAAUUCAGCAGCAUCGAGAGCCUUCCUGCAAUAGAAACAAGCCCACUUCUUCUGUUGACCUGGAUUCUCUUCAGAUGGAUGCCACAUCUCCUUCUGGAGCUCCUACUACGUGCUCUGCUCCUGACUCUACUGCUGUGCCAGCCAAUGAAAUCAUCACUCAAAAGUAUGCUUUCCGACCUGAGCUAUUUAAUGUCACCAAACCUUACAUAAUUCACAAAGAAUGCCAGCAAAGUGGCCAGAAUGAGGAUUUAGUGACUGGUGCUAAGCAAGAUGUCUCCAUUUCUGUUGGGAAGAAGCGUAAAAGAAGUCUGGCUUUCAAUCAAGGUGAAUUGGAUGCUAUGGAACAUCAUACAAAGAUCAGAGAGCUGAUUUUGGGUGGAUCCUCACAGUUAAUCCAAGAAGGUCUCAAAAGUGGUGUUCUCUGCCCUGUUGUUGACACCCAGCAUGGAAAUAGUGGCCGCGUCCCGUUACCACUCGAUGCUUGCAACUUGUCAGAAUUAUGUGAAAUGGCAAAGCACUUGCCUUCCCUCGAAGACACGCAGACGCUCCCAUUGGCAGAAGAUGAUAUGUCUGUUAUAGAGCUGGAUUUAUCGUCACGGGUCAUUGAAAACAACUCUAGCUUUUCCAGAAUGGUUAAUUUAAUGGGACAGAAGUACCUGCUACCACCGAACAGCAGCUUUCUCUUGUCUGACAUUUCUUGUAUGCAGCCACUUCUGAACUGUAGUAAGACGUUUGAUGUAAUUGUGAUCGAUCCACCGUGGCAGAACAAAUCGGUUAAAAGAAGUAACAGGUACAGUUGUUUAUCACCGCAGCAGAUAAAGCACAUGCCUGUUCCUAAGCUGGCUGCUGCUGACUGUCUUGUUGUUACUUGGGUGACCAACAGGCAGAAGCACCUGUGUUUUGUGAAGGAGGAACUUUAUCCUUCAUGGUCUGUGGAAGUCAUUGCGGAAUGGUACUGGGUAAAAAUCACCCGUUCAGGGGAGUUCGUGUUCCCAUUGGAUUCUCCACACAAAAAACCUUAUGAAUGUCUUGUACUGGGGAGAUUUCGAGAAAAAACUGCUUUAGUGUUAAGGAGCCCGGAUGUGAAAGUGCCCCCGGUUCCAGAUCGGAAACUGAUUGUCAGUGUGCCCUGCCUUCUCCACUCACACAAGCCGCCCCUUGCUGAAGUACUGAAAGACUACAUCAAGCCAGGCGGGCAGUGUUUGGAACUGUUUGCUCGGAAUUUACAGCCAGGUUGGAUGAGUUGGGGCAACGAAGUCCUCAAGUUUCAGCACGUGGAUUAUUUCAUUGCUCUGGAGUCUGGACACUGACUUUAAAAUUGUGCUGCCUUUACCCAGCUCCUUCAGACUCAUGUCUCCUUGGACCAGCCAGUGCACA